AUGGACAUGUUCUCCGUAUUGACGGACGCUCUAAUAAUCACUAUCAUUUCCUUCUUGCCCUUUGAAGAAGCCGCAAGAACGAGUGUACUAUCCCGGCGGUGGCGUGACCUAUGGCGUUCAACGGCAAACAUUGAGUUUGACGAGCGGUUUUUUGUUAGAGACAAUGUAGCUGUUGAAACUCAGCGGGUUCAAAGACUCGAAUUCAUCAACUUCAUUCGGUGCUGGCCACAUGAAGACACCGCCGAACUCAUCCUAAGAAGGUUCAUGCUCCGUAUGUCAAAGCCUUGCGAGUUCAAAUGUGACGUGCAAAUGUGCAUUUCAUUUGCCAUUUCCCGUGAUGUUGAAGUGCUUGAACUGGACUUCUCCGAUCCGACGUGGGACGAGAACGAUAUGGAGAAUCACGAACCGGAGUUUGAUCUCCCCAUGCAAAUUGGCCUGCCAGCUCUUGAGUCGUUGACACUGUUCGCAUGCAGUUUCAACCCAGCCUUGUUGAUAAAUCUCAGAUCGCUUAAGCAUGUUUCGUUUGGUUGGAUCGCAGUGAGAAUGUCUACUCUGAAUGACCUGUUGAGGAACUCUACGUGCUUGGAGAGUUUGAGGUUGAAAAAAUGUUGGAACCUGGAGCAUCUGAGCAUUUUUGAGAGGGAUUUGGCGCUGAAGACAUUGGUGAUUGAUAAUUGCAAUUUCCAUCAAGAGUGUUUUGCGGUUGAGGCACCGAACUUGAGGUCUUUCAAGUAUUCAGGGUCUGUAGGGAAUUUUGAGUUGCUUUUUACUAGGCAUUUGGAAGAGGCUGAACUCGACUUUGGAUCCGAGUCGGAGUUCGAUGAAUCCGGAGGUGAACUUCUCCAGACACUUCUAUCAUCCUUGGACUGCGCUAGGGUUUUGAAAGUUUGCAGUUACAUCCUUCAGGUUGUUCCAACUGGAGAAGAACCCUUGAGAAUGCAAUCACCUCUUAAUGUGCGGCAUCUUAUUUUGAACACUGCAUUGCACCGAGAUGAGUAUUGGGGGAUUGCUUUCUUCCUCAAGAGUUGUCCUUUUCUGGAAACCCUAACCCUCCAAAUGAGCCCUCCAAGAAUUUUUCCAGAUUAUCAACCGCCAUUCCAGUUUGAUCCGAGUAGAUUCUGGUCUGGCAAUAUAGAAAGGCUCUAUAGGUGCGUCCUUCGAACAUUGAAGGUGGUGGAGGUGAAGGGUUUCCAAGGGACGGUCAAUGAAACUCGUUUGCUAAGGUAUUUGCUGUAUAAUGGGCGUGCCAUGCAAGAACUCAAACUGUAUCUCUCCAAUGAAGCCGAUGGUCAUGGUGGUGAUCGUUCGGUAUACUUUCAGAGGGCUGUAUUUGUGAUGGGCUUCCCUAAAGCGUCACCGAAUGCUCAUGUAAUGAUCAUUUAA
This is a messenger RNA of Eucalyptus grandis, 1383 nucleotides long. RefSeq names its product F-box protein At3g62230. The transcript is spliced from 3 exons. Lineage: Eukaryota; Viridiplantae; Streptophyta; Magnoliopsida; Myrtales; Myrtaceae. Gene Ontology annotation, molecular function: protein binding. Bases 1 to 1383 code for a protein of 460 amino acids. The record is from RefSeq and is a predicted model, not a curated record.